Molecule: messenger RNA, 1821 nt
Organism: Equus quagga
Lineage: Eukaryota; Metazoa; Chordata; Mammalia; Perissodactyla; Equidae
Gene: VSIG8
Product: V-set and immunoglobulin domain containing 8
Exons: 7
Coding region: 147-1409 (420 amino acids)
Cellular component (GO): intracellular anatomical structure
Source: RefSeq, a predicted model, not a curated record
CCAGCUGGGCACUCAUUGCACCUUCCUGCCACCCUGGGCAGUGUCUGGGUCCUCAGCUCCCCCUCCCUCCACACACCACCACUGGCCCACCGCCAGCGGCCCCCGGGAUACCCAGCCCAGGCGGAGGAAACACCGAGCCUAGAGACAUGGGAGUUCGAGGAGCAUUCCACCUUCUACUCGUGUGCCUGAGCCCAGCACUGCUGUCUGCUGUGCGGAUCAACGGGGAUGGCCAGGAGAUCCUGUACCUGGCGGAAGGUGAUAAUGUGAGACUGGGCUGCCCCUACAUCCUGGACCCUGAGGACUAUGGUCCCAAUGGGCUGGACAUUGAGUGGAUGCAGGUCAACUCAGACCCUUCACAUCGGGAGAAUGUGUUCCUUAGCUACCAGGACAAGAGGAUCAACCAUGGCAACCUCCCCCAUCUGCAGCAGAGGGUCCGCUUUGCAGCCUCAGACCCCAGCCAGUAUGAUGCCUCCAUCAACCUCAUGAACCUGCAGGUAUCCGACACAGCCACCUACGAGUGCCGGGUGAAGAAGACCACCAUGGCCACUCGGAAGGUCAUUGUCACCGUCCAAGCACGGCCUGCGGUGCCCGUGUGCUGGACUGAGGGCCACCUGACACACGGCAACGACGUGGUGCUGAAAUGCUUUGCCAAUGGGGGCACUCCGCCUCUCUCCUACAAGUGGGCCAAGAUCAGUGGGCACAGCCGCCCCUACCGUGCUGGGUCCUACCAUUCACAGCAGAGCUUCCACUCUGAGCUCUCUUACCAGGAGUCCUUCCACAGCAACCUGAAUCAAGUUGCAGGCCUGAGCAAUGGUGACCUGGUGUUGAACGACAUCUCCUACAAGGAUGACGGGCUGUACCAGUGCACAGUGGCCAACCAUGUGGGCUACAGCGUGUGUGUGGUGGAGGUGAAGGUCUCAGACACCGGGCGCAUAGGCAUCAUCAUCGGCGCAGUGCUGGGCUCUUUGCUCAUACUGGCCUGCCUGUCGGUGGGCAUCUGGGGGCUCAUCUGCUGCUGCUGCGGCGGCGCCGGGGUUGGCGGCGCCCGCGAUGCCUUCGGCUACCGCAACGGCGGCGGCGGCGGCGGGGUCGGCGGAGGGGCCUGCGGCGACUUGGCUAGUGAGAUCAGAGAGGACGCCGUGGCGCCGGGGUACAAAGCCAGCGGGCGCGGCAGCCGCGUCACCCAGCUCCUGGGGUACCCGACGCAGAACGUCAGCCGCUCCCUGCGCCGCAAGUACGCGCCUCCGCCCUGCGGCGGCCCCGAGGACGUGGCCCUGGCGCCCCUCCCCGCCGCCGCCGCCGCCGCCUGCGAAGCGGGCCCCUCCCCAGUCUACGUCAAGGUCAAGAGCGCCGAGCCAGCCGACUGCGCCCAGGCGCCGCUGCCGGGCAAGGACGGCCUCUUUGUGUGAGCGCGCCGCGCGCCGGGCUGCGCCCCGGCCGGGAGGAGGGCGCGGGGCUCUCUGCCUGCACCUGGGGACGCUCUCGCGCCGGCGCUGACCUCGUCUGCCCCGGGCCGCUCGACGGCUGGGGGACUGAAGGCAUUUCCCUCGGGCAAUGAGUAGGGAGGCGGAGCCCCCUUCCCCGAAGUGGGAGAGGGCGGGGGAAAGCAGAGAAAGGCCAUCGAGAGCCCUCUCCGUACGCCCUGGGAGCUGGAGGGAGGAGGAGGUGUGCGAGCGCUUGAGGCUGGAGGCCGGGUGUCCCCAGCCAAGGCAGAGGGCCCCGGGGGCCAGGUGGGUGGGGGUCUGGACUGAAUUGUUCUGUGUGUGAGAGCUGAGCUCCGAGGCAGCAGUGUUAGCACAAUAAAAAAACUGUAAGACUUGA